CAAAGUUUGGCGUUACGUAAUUGGUGUACAAUCCCUAGACUAUGGAGGCCAGGACAUCACCGAGUCUUAUUGUUUACUCUUGUAGCCAUUCCAACAUGACAGUGGACAACGACAUCAUGCUAUGAGUCCAUGAUAUGACCGAGUCUUAUUUUGUAGUAUUGUGGCCAUUCCAAUAUGACAGUGGACAACGACAGCACACUGGUGACGACUCUCCUGGAAAACAACUGCAGACCGACGUGGCCAGCGUGGACGUGUAUCUUCUGUAAUGUGUGUGGACUCACCAGCACUGCCAUGUGGUUCUUGGUGCUUCUACCGCAGGUGUGGAAGAACUUCCGGCGGAAGUCUGUGGCUGGUCUUAGUCCACUGUGGGCAACUGCUAACUUUUCGGCGUCUCUCACGAACUUCUUCUUUGUGUAUUUAUACGCCAAAAUACCACUGUAUGGAAAGAUCAACUCUGUGUAUAUGCCAAUAUUGGAAUUCACACUUCUCGUUCAGUUUUUGAUAUAUGGAAACUUCAAACGUGAAAUAAAGGUUGCUUAUUUUGUAUUUUGCGUGUGUCUGUGGACGACAAUAGUGACCUUGCAGCUGGUGCUUCGACAGUUUGACAACAUGCAGUGGCUGGCCAUUACACUUUGGAGUGUUGAGACUUUUCCACAGGUAUUACUCAAUCUCAAAUUGAAGUCAGCGAGUGGACUCUCCAAGAAGUCAGUCAUCAUAGCGACCAUUGGCAAAACAACAGAUUUCCUUGCCAAUUAUGGAUUGGUUGUGCCUGUGCAGUACGUGGUGAUGAUCUAUUUCUCCAGCAGCGUGGCCUACUUCAACUCCAUCCUUGUCACGUGGUAUCACCAUGGAAGCAGUUCCGUUGCACGGUGUAUCAAGGCAGCCAUAAUCAGCACAUUAACCCUUUUUCUGGCAGGUUUUGCUGUCGGAUUAGGCCUAAACACAGAGUCGUACUACUCGGUACUAGGACCUCUGAGUAUAAUCAUUGUCAUUGGUGGUGGUUAUACGUAUUUCAAUUAUUGUCGGCAGGUAGAUGGUGACAGUGAAGACAAAACUGAUGCUGGCCAUCAUGUUUCUGAGGAAAAUGAUCAGAAGGUGUUUUCUAUAACUGGACAAAUGGAUUAUACAACUAAACUGUAGAGUCAGGUGCGGUUGAAGAAUUGUUUUCAUGGAGGGGUGCAACGUUAAAAAAGGCACCUACAGUAUUCAAGAAAGAGUACAACGUUUAGAAAGGGCAUCUACAAUAUUCAAAAUUACACGAUUUUGUAACAUAUUUUAUUACACACCAGUGUACGAUAUUGCUCUGUCAUAACAAUCACUAAAUAUGUAACUUGUGUAAUAUUGGGGUGAUGUGAGCGUGACGUAGAUCACUUGCUGACCCAAUUCGUAGACAAAUAACGUCUCGACAUCUGCGUUUCGGCUUGUUUGCAGUUGGUUUGUAACAAAUAAAAUACUAAACUAGCUUGCCUAUCAUACCACUUUUAUGAAAUGAGUGAAUAGAGUUGGUAUCUGACUCGAUUUCGCUCGUCAGAUACCAAAACUGUUCACUCAUUUCAUAAAAAUGGUACGACAGGCAUGUUCGUUUAGUAUUCUGUAUAAAUGUGACAGUACUCCCACAAAACACCAAUCUGACAUACAUAUAACAGGCAAUACACUAAAAAUAAAUAAUUGCAUUGCAUUUGUUUGCUAAACACUAGAUGCAGUCCGAGCACCUUGUUUCUGUUCUCUUUUGUUACCACUAUUUAAAGUGUGAUGUUAUUUUCAUGCACAUGUCUACUGCACGCCUAAACAAAAACAGACUAGCAACUGGACCGUCACAGAAGUGACAGCAGAAAGUUGACCAACUUUGUACUGGCAGUUGGUAGUCUGACCCUAGCAUUAGCUUUCUGUAAUUUGUUUUAAUCUGACGUCUUUCGUUACCAUUAUUUAAAGGGUAAUAUUAUUUUAAUGCACAUGUGUACUGCACGCCUGAAUAAAAAUAAAAAUAUGAUGUACUAGUAUUAUAUUUUGAAAAGGGAAAACAUGUAAUAAAAACAUAUAAUGCUCAA
This is a messenger RNA of Gigantopelta aegis, 2048 nucleotides long. RefSeq lists its product as uncharacterized. The transcript is spliced from 4 exons. Bases 175 to 1140 code for a protein of 321 amino acids. The record is from RefSeq and is a predicted model, not a curated record. NCBI's taxonomy places the organism in Eukaryota, Metazoa, Mollusca, Gastropoda, Neomphalida, Peltospiridae.